AUGGUCAACGUUAGGCACCCUCGCUGUGCCGAUCCGGAUUGCAAGCGCCAACCGUCGUUCGGGAAGGCAGGAGGGAAGACGGCCGUCUACUGCGUGGUGCACAAGGAGCCGGACAUGGUGGACGUGGUGAACAACUACCAAAGGCAGGGCAAGAAGAGGAAGGCGCGGGAGUAGUGUAGACUUCUCAGAUGUAUCUAAGCGAAGAGUCUACCGUUAGAAUAUAUCUAUCAUAGGAAUGAGCAUCAUACUCCAGCAGGAAGAUAUUGGGCAUUGGCAAUUCGCGCGCGGUCGUCGUUUUGGUGUUUUUCUCUCGGCAGCGAGACCGUUGUUUUGACAUGAUGAUAGUUUGGCGUCGCCUUGGCACGCCUCGCUCAUGUGAUGCAGAGGACGGAGCGUUCCGUUCGCCAUGGCGUGUUGUAGGAAGCCCGCGAGGUAACAUGCUGUGCGGCGGAUUGUCCUUUUCGUUGUCGAAACUUCGUGUACAUGAAAACAAGAUGAUCGGAGUGAAAAACGUUUUUUUCACGAUUAUGCGGAGUGAACGAUAUCAGUGCCCGUGACUGCAACUGUAAGGAGCCGCUUUAUGCCCCCCCUUCCCCCUUCAACCGGUGGUUCGUGUGGCUUGCGAUCUGGAGGAUGGCGUUUUUCCAAUAUUUGGAGAUCUCUUGCUAUGUAGUUCAGCGGAAACAUUUAGCCGUCGCUCAUGGAAGGUGUCUGUGUUCUCUUAAGGUUUCAUGUGCAAAAUGUG
Ectocarpus siliculosus is the source of this 745-nucleotide messenger RNA. Lineage: Eukaryota; Phaeophyceae; Ectocarpales; Ectocarpaceae. The record is from the annotation of a GenBank genome assembly.